AAGAGCGGAAAAUUCCACACAAUAAAUAAAAAGUGAAUCUCUCUGCGGAGUGCAAAACAACAGCUUGCCAUGCAAAUCGCAGCAAGCCGGGUGGACUGCUUUCUAUAAAUAUUCGGCGUGUGUUUAAGUUUCGAUCUGUCGCCGCAAAUUGAAGCUACACAAACUGUGUGUGGUGUGUGCGUCAAGAGGAGGAAUCUUGUUUAUCGCGCGGACAACACCGUCGUCGUUGUCGUUUGGGAAGACAUUGUUCAACGGACUCGGGACAGGACUCUGAAUCUGGUUCGAAGAGAAGCAAACUUGUGAUCAACACCGACGGCUGAAAGUCAUCACACACGUCUAGUGAGCACUGAGAGAUUCUAACGCGAAGCUUCGUGAAAUUUCAGUAAUUACCCCCGCUCGGUGAAUGCCAGCCUUCGCCGAGAUGCUGGUAUCGCAGAGUCCGCCGGUGUACAACUACUCGCUAACCGAUUAUAUCGCCAAACAGUCGACCCGCUGCCGGCCGGCGUCCCUGCAGCUAACGCCACCUCCGCUGCGCCGUCAACCGACACCGUUCAACCCGUUGCACGUGCCCACACCUAAAAUGCCCGCCUCGCCGCGGCGAUCCUGCCUGGUGGUGCGUCCGGAGGAUCUGAGCCCUGAGGAGGAGCGGCCCGAGCUCGAGCUGGACAGCCCGACGUCGCCGGAUGGGCACGAUCGGCGCUGCAAGAAGAAGGUGGUGUUUGCGGACGAUCAGGGCGGCCAGUUGACGCACGUGCGCUUCAUGAAGGAACCGUCGUACAUGCCGCCGACGUGGAGUUUGCAGUUUCUGGCGCACGUCACCCAGGGCAUGAUCAGUCCGGUGCCGCAGGAGCAGUGGAUGGUGGACUUCCGGCAGCCAGCCAGCGCGUACCUGGAGUUCCGGCAGAAGGUCGAGGAGAAGAACGUGUCGCUGGAGAACGUGAUUAUCAAGGAGACGGAACACUUGAUCGUUGGGACGGUCAAGGUGAAAAACAUUAGCUUCCACAAGGAGGUCGUGGUGCGAUCGUCCUGCGACGGCUGGAAAACCCACGAGGACACGUACUGCAACUACACUGUGGUUGGGAGCGGUGCCGCGUCCGCCUACACCGUGCACGAUACCUUCUCCUUCAAGAUUACUCUUCCCCCUAAGUCGAGGCGGAUUGAGUUCUGCGUUUGCUUCAAAUGUGAUAUCGGCGAGUUCUGGGACAACCAUGACGGUCACAACUAUUCGCUCACGAACCGGGUGAUGCCACGCCAGGAGACCAGCAUCUUCUUCCCGCCCCACAGUGCCUUCAACAACAACAGCAGUCACAACAACAACUCCAGUACAAACAGCAACAGCAGCAGCUUAAGCAACUGUGCGGACUCGCCGCACGUGGACCCUAGCGCUGAGCUGGACACGUGGCGCCACAUGAGCGCGGAGAACCAUACCGGACCUUACUGUUUAAAAGACAGCAACUUCAACGAGGACACGCGCCUGGAGCAGCCCCGCCGGCUGUCCACCCCGGAUGUCGUAGAUUCGGUGACGCGAACGUUCAACGGCGUAAUUCCGCCGAUGCGCCGCAGCACGUCCUGCGGGGACGAAAUGAUGACGCGUGGUGCGCGAACCGCCCGCAGCACCGGCCGCAACUACCUGAUCCGGGAGUGCAAGGACGGGGACAACCUGCUGGCCAACCUGAUGAACCUGCGCAACAUCAUGCUCGGCCAGCAGAGCCAGCAGGUGUGAGGGGCGGCAACAGUUUGUGCAUUUUAUUUUGUUGUUGUUGUACAAAUCGCGCGUACCUAAGCAAACUCAACAGUUCAUACUCGUACUAGUGCACUCUGCGACAAACUUUAUACAAGCUACAAAAGGAUUCUUGCUUGAGUUGUUCUUUUUUUAACUAUCUGUGUAAGCUUUGAAACCAGUUAUUGUUGAUAUUAUUUAAUAAACAGGAGAAAACAUUUUAUUUACGUGAGGUGAGACACAGGAACCGCGUGCCGGAAGCAACAUCACACAGUAGGCACGGCUUCCUCUUCGAGCGCCGACGGGUGGCUGUGCCCGGCAUGGCCUACAGGGUGGGCCCGCCAGCGAGGCUCACUAGCCCGUUACUAACCUAUAUAUUUAUUUAUUAUUUGACUACUAGCUGGGCAACCCUUCUAGUAGGCCAUGCUACGGCACAGAGCACUCUUGUCGGCCAUAAAAUCGUGAUUCAAACUGAAGUAAGCAAGGAGACAAAAAAGAAAGAUAGAACAAACCUUAAAUGGAAGGGAAAGAAACUAGAAAUUCAAAAAAAAGUCAAAAACAAAACACGAAAAACACUAGCAAAAGAGGACAGGGAAGAAAAGAAGAAGAAAAAAACGGAAACCAAAAGACUGAUUGUGUCCACAAAUUAUAUUAAUUUGCAUGCAAGAGAAGCGAGAGCGAAACAAAAAGAGGAAACGUGCGAUUGAUCGAGAAUCGAGAAAGUGAAUCCAAAAGUGAGAAAACAGUCAACCGGAGAGGAACACACACAAACCAACACCGUCAGCAAGUCUCCCUUACUUUCAUUUAACAACAACAACAACCGUAACACUCAAUGUCGAAUUAGAGAGGCAAACUGAAACGCCAAUGAGAAUAAAUUGUGUAAAAUAUUUUUUUUUUCAAAAAAAAAACAAAUUGAAUCGAAGACGGCAAUAUAAUCUUUAGGGCGAUCACAAGUCAUCUUCACAAUAUUGUAAGCCGAGAGAAGCAGCUAAAGGAGAAAAGUGCAAAUUUGUGGGGAAAAUUGGCAUUUUAGCAAAGCGCUGGAAAUUCGUUUCACUUUUCGAAACUAUCUUCUUCCUACUGUAGCUUUACGAACUCUUCCUUUUUUUUCGUUUAACCUUUAGCUCAAAUAUUUAGCUAACUUUUGUUUCUCUUACAAAAACUCUGCUUACAACGAAUCUUCACUGUAAAUCACAAAGUUCUUUUAAGGUUUUUGUUUAAAUGUUGUGAAAAGAAGAGAGAAGAUGAAAUUAGCGCGGCCUCGCGAGACCGCGUGCCUUGUACAUAGUAGAUUUACGCAAAAACAAAACAAAACGGUCACACCCUAGUUGUAAGCAAAACACAACACAGAACCAACUAUUUAUCAUUGUUACAACACAACACAAUACUGAAUCAUACUGAUAUACAUUGAUCUGCCGUAAACCGCAACGUUAGCGAUUUUGCUUUGCGCAGCAUGUGGCUUGAAGAAGGAUCAAAACAUGUGCAACUGAUUGAUACACUUGAUAACUAUUAAUUUUAAACGAGCAUAUUAUUGUCUAGUGGAUAGCUUAGCUUGUAAAAAGAUCACUGUGAGAUGAAUAAAACAAUCUUUUUUUAA
This is a messenger RNA of Culex quinquefasciatus (southern house mosquito), 3317 nucleotides long. It is a transcript of the gene Gbs-70E, whose product is annotated as protein phosphatase 1 regulatory subunit 3C-B. Gene Ontology annotation, cellular component: protein phosphatase type 1 complex. Lineage: Eukaryota; Metazoa; Arthropoda; Insecta; Diptera; Culicidae. The coding region runs from base 404 to 1723 and encodes 439 amino acids. The record is from RefSeq and is a predicted model, not a curated record. Gene Ontology annotation, biological process: regulation of glycogen biosynthetic process. Gene Ontology annotation, molecular function: glycogen binding; protein phosphatase 1 binding. The transcript has 5 exons.